Molecule: messenger RNA, 3175 nt
Organism: Morone saxatilis (striped sea-bass)
Lineage: Eukaryota; Metazoa; Chordata; Actinopteri; Moronidae
Gene: lmo3
Product: LIM domain only 3
Exons: 4
Coding region: 198-668 (156 amino acids)
Biological process (GO): positive regulation of transcription by RNA polymerase II
Cellular component (GO): nucleus
Molecular function (GO): DNA-binding transcription factor binding; transcription coactivator activity
Source: RefSeq, a predicted model, not a curated record
CCUCUCUAGCUUUCUCCGCCUGUGUUUUGUCGGCCGGUGUUCCCCCGUUUUUCUUUUCUUUCCUCCUCUGGUCGCCGUGCUGGAUUGUUCCCCCCUCUAACAAAGCCUGAUCCCAGCCUGCCUGUAGACAGCUGCUCUCCGGACCAGGCGGCUCCGGGUUGCAUGUUGGUGCUUCGGCUGCUUCAGUGGUUCAACAAAUGCAGAAAAGGGAGAAAAGUUUCGGUAUACAAAUGCUCUCCGUCCAGCCGGACUCCAAGCCAAAAGGCUGUGCCGGCUGCAACCGGAAGAUCAAGGACCGCUACCUGCUGAAGGCCCUCGAUAAGUACUGGCACGAGGACUGCCUCAAGUGCGCCUGCUGCGACUGCAGGUUGGGCGAGGUGGGCUCCACGCUCUACACCAAAGCCAACCUCAUCCUAUGCCGGAGAGACUACCUACGGUUGUUUGGUGUAACAGGAAACUGCGCAGCUUGCAGCAAACUAAUUCCAGCCUUCGAGAUGGUCAUGAGGGCCAAGGAGAAUGUCUACCACCUGGACUGCUUCGCAUGCCAGCUCUGCAAUCAGAGGUUUUGUGUGGGAGACAAGUUUUUCCUGAAAAACAACAUGAUCCUGUGCCAGACAGACUAUGAAGAGGGGCUGAUGAAGGAGGGCUACGCUCCCCAGGUCCGCUGACCCACGUAGGCCGACAAGAAGGACAAGGAGGAGGAAGAGGAGGAGUGGGAGAAAGAGACUGAGGGAGAGCUUGUAAUCACAAAAAGCACUAUUGCCUCCUGUCCAGCUCCUGUACCCCACAUGUACAUAACUAAGCAAGCCUCCCUGGGAGGGGACACACUGCUGUACAGAAUAGCCAUAGAGACGCCGGUGUGGCAGGAAAAGGCCCUGGAAGCCUACAACAAACUACAAGUACGAAAAAAAAUAGUUUGUCCAUUUCUUUGUUUGUGACUUACGGAUGCUGCCUCUUUCCUCCUGGCCAACAACCACCUGCCUCAGAGCAAUUUCUAACCAACAGCAGGUCCUGGUUGUUUAAAGAGAAAAAAAAGUUAACCCACCCAAAAGCAGUCUUGCCUCAUCGUAUCUGACAGGUACAGACAGCGUCCCACCUGACUGCACAGUUCAGCUCUUCUACUUGAAUCUAAAAUACACUGAGGUAUUGUCAAUCAAUGUAAUUUUAAAAUAAAGACCUUUUUACUGUAUGAUAUAAGAUUAUACACAGUGAAUGUAAACUGAAGAGUGGCAAAAAUAAUGCGGAUGACUGAUUUGUUGUGUGUGUGUGUGUGUGUGUGUAUAAGCAUGUGGAUCCCUCUUUAGGUCGAGGACUUCAGUUUCGCAGUCUCACAAGGCUUGGUCUGGUCCAUAUAGUUUUAAAAAAUUAAAAAAUUGACCCCUCUUAAGUCCCAUCCCCUUUGAUCUGUGCUCCAAUAACCGUUGAACAAGUCUUGGUUGGAACCUCAGUCAACUUCCUCCUUUCCUGUACAUAGAUGCUAUGUGCUAGGUUCGUCUAUGUUAAAAAUACAACCGUAUUUUGAAGAUGGUUGAAAGAUAAAAGUGACAUAUAAUCACACCAUUAUGAUCAGGGGCAGAUCUAGAAGGGUGGCAGUUGCCAGGUCCCAGUUUGAGUAAAAUUCCGUCAAAUUUAAAUUUAAAAAACAGAAAUUACUUCAAUCAUCUGUUAUGGCCUUAGGCCUACCAUUUUACACUAAGUGAUAUACAGCUUAAGUUUAUGACUACUUUGCACCAAACAGCAGUUAGCAACAAGCUGGUGAAGAAAGCAUUUAGCGGCUCAGAGCUAAAAGGAAAGUGAAUGUUGGACUUCCGUUCAUCAUAAAAAAAAAACGGACGCUUUCACACCUGGAAAAAACGCUCCAAAAAUUUGUCCAAAACCCAGAAAUUAGUUAGCAUUGUAGCACUUCUGGCUCCUUCUCCUCAAAGUCAAUGGGUGUUUGGUUAGAUGUCUGAAAUAAGGUUUCCAUUUAACACAAACACAAAAAAGAGAUUUUCACAUUUUGAUCUACGACAUAAAAUAGUAAAUACCCCACCUGGGAAUUUUGAAGAUUUUCGGUGUCUUAAAAAGGCGGCUAAAUUAAAACUUACUGACUGACUCUAGUCCACCUUUACAGCCUUGUUGUGUUUAUACUGCCACUCUCGCAAACUAUUCUAACUCAAACUUUGGAGUUUAGUUGUGGUAACGUUGGAGUCGUGACCAUGAUAGAGUUUGUUUAUGGCCUAACGUUAGCUUUUUACUUCUGGCAAUGGCAUUAAUGCUUCAAAAAUCAUAAAAGUGGUGUUAUUUUCUGCAACAAUCCAAAAUCCAAGGAACCAGGGCGAUGCUAACUUCUGGGUUGGCCCACAUAAAUCAAUCAUCCCUGCAGCACUCUAUGACAUGCUAAUGCUGCUAACUGUUUGCUUAUAAGGUAAUAAUACAGUGUGUCACAUGACAUGUUUUCAGCUUGUACUACUGCCCCCAAUUGGCCAAAAAAUUAUUAAAUGCAGCUGUAAACAUUAUGGACCAGACGCACAAACUCCUUGCUUUGCGAGACUGUCUUUCAUGGGGUGACAGUUCUUGAAAUGCAUUUCGUCAGAGAUACUUUCAGUAAGUUUGGGCACCCCAGGUUUGGACUGUGACUCCAGACUCUGCUCUUUUUUGCUGGAGACAGUUGCUUUCACACUGGUAAAACUGAAAUGUGGGGGGAAUGGCUCAUGAAGGCAGGUUGUAGUAGCGGUUGUAGGGCAGGGAUCGGUUGGGGUGGUGGGGUUGAUUACUUUUUGUACACUAUUUAUUUGAUAAACAUUCACCUGUUGUCCAAAAUUUGGCAUUCUUUGAUAUGCUGAUACUUGAACCCUGUCGAUGAUUUCUCAAUCACUGUUGGCUUACGUGUCAUUUUCAGCAAGGCUUUGGAUUUAGUUAACUGCUCUCUGCAGCAAGUCAGUCACCCUAAGACCUGGUCACCUGGGUCAGGAUGGCUCCCUGCUGCAGAGGCGUUACGUCCUUUUCUGUUGAGAGGAAAACAAACCAUUGAUCUUUAAGCAUUAAAUAUCAGCCUCUGAGCAUGUGCAACAAUGCUCAGCAACAUUCCGUAGCUGGAAAAGAAAAAAACCCUUCUUUAAUUGGUAAAUUGUGGGUGUACAUAAAAGAAAUAUUCAUUUUUGCUUGCUAUUGUACAAUGAUUUCUUUUUAUGUG